This is a messenger RNA of Oryza brachyantha (malo sina), 2049 nucleotides long. RefSeq names its product serine/threonine protein phosphatase 2A 57 kDa regulatory subunit B' kappa isoform-like. Gene Ontology annotation, biological process: signal transduction. Bases 311 to 1762 code for a protein of 483 amino acids. Gene Ontology annotation, cellular component: protein phosphatase type 2A complex. Gene Ontology annotation, molecular function: protein phosphatase regulator activity. The record is from RefSeq and is a predicted model, not a curated record. The transcript is spliced from 2 exons. Lineage: Eukaryota; Viridiplantae; Streptophyta; Magnoliopsida; Poales; Poaceae.
UGCGCUUUUUGCCCCCCCCACCCCUCCCCUCCCCGCUCGAGAUCCCAAUCCAUGGCGCCGCCUCGCCCCCGGAUCUGAGCCGAGCCGCGGCGCGUAGCUAUAUUGCACUUGCCGCUGGCGCUGCGGUGCGGGUGGAAAAAACGGGUUCUUGGGAUUGCAAGAUUUGGGCUUUUCGUGUCUUGGGGGUGGUGGUGGUGGACUGGUGGUGGUGGUUGGUUGGACUCGUCGAUGGGUUUCUUGAGAGGGAUGGGCGUUUGAUUCGUCGAGCGGUUGGGCGCGACGGCGGUGGUGCUGCGGUGCGGCCGCCGCGAUGUGGAAGCAGUUUCUUGGGAAGAUCUCGUGGAAGGCGCCCAAAUCCGGCGGGGGUGGCUCGCCGACGGCCAAGUCGCCGCCGUUGAAGGGCGCUGGGAAUGGGAGGGAGGCGGAGCAGCCGAGCGCGUCGCCUCCGCCGGCGGUGGACGGGGUGGAGACGAGGGAGGACGUGUUCCUCCGGAAGCUGAACGUCUGCUGCGUGGUGUUCGACUUCUCCUCCGCCGCCGAGCGCGGGAGGGACUCGCCGGAGAGGGAGAGGAAGCGGCAGGUGCUCGUGUCCCUCGUCGACUGCGUCGGCGCGGCGGAGGAGCCCCUCACCGAGGCGAUGGUCUCCGGCUGCGUCCGCAUGUUCGCCAUCAACCUCUUCAGGGUCUUCCCGCCCAAGGUCCGGUCGGGCGCCGCCGGAGCAGCGGAGGCCGACGAGGACGAGCCGUUCUUUGACCCCUCAUGGUACCACCUGCAGGUCGUGUACGAGUUGCUACUCCGGUUCGUCAUGUCUCCGGUCAUCGACGUGAAGAUUGCUCGGAAGUACAUGGACAAUUCUUUCGUUUCGAGGCUGCUUGACUUGUUUGAUUCCGAUGAUCCGAGAGAGAGGGACUGCUUGAAGACAGUCUUGCACAGGAUAUACGGCAAAUUCAUGGGCAACCGGCCUUUCAUUCGCAAGGCGGUGAGCAACAUUUUCUAUAGGUUUGUAUUUGAGACCAAUCAUCACAAUGGGAUCGCUGAGCUAUUGGAGGUGUUCGGGAGUGUGAUUAGUGGGUUUGCGAAGCCGUUGAAGGAGGAACAUAAGUUGUUUUUGUGGAAGGCAUUAGUUCCUCUUCACAAACCGAAGACGGUGUGUGUGUAUCUCCCACAACUGACAUAUUGUAUUAUACAAUUUAUCGAGAAGGAGCCAAAGCUCGCAGGGACUGUAAUCAGAGGCCUACUGAAGUACUGGCCAGUGACGAACAGUCAGAAGGAGAUGAUGUUCCUCGGGGAGUUGGAGGAGGUUAUGGAAUUGACAGAAAUGCCUGAGUUCCAGAAGUGCAUGGUCCCAUUGUUCAGAAGGAUUGCACACUGUCUAAAUAGUUCACAUUUUCAGGUUGCUGAGAGGGCACUAUUCCUGUGGAACAAUGAGCACUUGUUCGAUUUGAUCUGCCAAAACCGCCAAAUUAUUAUGCCAAUCAUAUAUCCAGCGCUGGAAAGGAAUGCACGUUGGCACUGGAACCAAUCAGUUCUAAACGUAACAAUGAACGUCCGGAAAAUGUUCCUCGAGAUGGAUGAGGGAUUGCUGUUAGCUUGUCAGAGAAAUUUCCAAGAGGAGGAAGAAAAGCGAGCUGCAUCCGAGGAGCGGAGAAAGCUUAUAUGGGAGAACCUAGAGAGAAACGCGUCAUUCCAUCCAGUGACUGGAGACAUUGGUUUUUCUGUUCUUCCUGCAUCUGCUCCGUUGGUAGCUCCCACCAUGACAUAAUAUGACAUGCCUUCAAAUGUAGUAUUUCGUUUCAGUCUGUUGUUUAGCCAUCCAUGGGUUCUGUGCAGGGCAUUUUGUUAUCUUUGUAAAAGCCCCUUGUGCUCAAGUCUGUAAUUAAUAGCUAUAUUGGUUUGGACGAACUCUUGAUUCUUUUAAUGGUGUACUCUCUAGUGAUGGAUGUUUCUCUGUUUGAGAAGAUAAUGUCCAAAAGCUCAACUGGUCUGUGAACAACUGAGGAUACUGAUGAGAUUGAUUUCUUGGAGAAUUUCCAAGUGUUCCUGUUCUUU